Coccidioides immitis RS is the source of this 1407-nucleotide messenger RNA. RefSeq lists its product as uncharacterized. Lineage: Eukaryota; Fungi; Ascomycota; Eurotiomycetes; Onygenales; Onygenaceae. The transcript has a single exon. The record is from RefSeq and is a predicted model, not a curated record. The coding region runs from base 107 to 796 and encodes 229 amino acids.
UCCAUUGACAAUACACAUAUAUUUCAAGAGAGGCGUGUCUAUUCAUCUUGGUUUUGCAUUUCAUUGCUGAUCUUACUUCUGGCCUCUUGUCCUGCAAGACUUCACAAUGGGAAACAAGGUUUCCGCGGUCAACGGUGUUCGAUCACCAAACUUCUUCCAACCAGGAAACGCAGUGAACGAAAUUUGGCUUGGCAAGCUUGAAAUCAUUUCGCGUCUCCCCUUUGGGGAUUCAGACAUGGCACAGGCAGGCUGGCCCAGAGGAGACUUUCCAAAGAUCCCUUGGCGGCCAUUCAUCAUCCCUCUACGAGCAGCGGCUGACAAGACAGCACGAUCUAUAACUAUCCCGGCUUCUGAGACUUCACGCAAGUGCCUGUGGCCAGCCUUUGUGGAGAUAAUGUCAAAAGUGAACUGGGAGCGUAUCUUUUGGAUCGUGGAGCGGGCCAUUGCAAUCCCGGCUGUACUUUUUGUGAUCUUCCUCCAUUUUGGGCCAAGCAAGUACACUCAGUUUGCGGUAAUCCGGCCAUGCCUCGAGGACGACGAAGAUGAGAAGAUUGCCUUCCAGUCACGAUUUAAGCGACAAGCAGUCUGUCUUCGCGCAUGGGUUGCAAGCUCCGUUAUGGCUCAGGUCCAUCUACUACUGCUCGUUGAGCCAAUUGUCAAAAUUUCUGAACGCACAAACUCUGCUAGUACUCUUCGGUUUUUUCCCAUUGGAUUUGAAGGAUGGUUUUAUUUUAUUUUAACUCUGCUGGGCAGCUACAGUCAUCUUCGACUUCUGUGGGCUUAUGUCCGACUGUAACGCCUCGUCGUCAAACAGAUGUCAAUAACCUGUGUCAGUGGCGACGGCUCAGUGUAACACACAAAUACGGUAUUGAGGUUGGCCUGCUGAUGUUAAUGAUACGACUGACACUGAAGCGGGGGAUUUUGCUCUUUUGUUUUUUGCUCUAGCCUUCGUACUGCCCGAGCUGAUAUCUUUCUUUGAGACGCGUUACGAUUCCAGGGUAAUGAACAGUGGGAGUAAGGCUUCGUUGAGAAUCGUUUGUUUUUCGUCGAUCCACGCUGGUAAUAGGAAACAAUCCGUGACGGUGGUUGGAUUGUAAGACUCCGGCCCACGUGCACUGAGCUGUUAAAAACUCGGAUACAAGCAGAAAUGCCCAGCCUAUUUUAUUUGGUUGAUCUAACAUUUCGGUGACGUCCACUUUUGAAGUGCGACUGGCUAUAGAGGAAUGACCCAAACUGCGGGGUCAUAAGGCUGGGAGUCGCAUAGACUUGAGCAUGAAAUUCCAAGAACUGAAUACACCGGCAGCGCCGCAAUGCGAGAUUUUAUCUUAAUGCAUUCUUAGUUAUCAUGCUGUUGCUCCUUUUCUCCAGAGGUCGCGCCAAAACUGUUUGAACCCGUAGCCCUUAGAU